Messenger RNA from Aspergillus neoniger CBS 115656, 559 nucleotides. Its product is annotated as putative TOM core complex subunit Tom6. Bases 91 to 267 code for a protein of 58 amino acids. The transcript is spliced from 3 exons. Gene Ontology annotation, cellular component: mitochondrial outer membrane translocase complex. Lineage: Eukaryota; Fungi; Ascomycota; Eurotiomycetes; Eurotiales; Aspergillaceae. The record is from RefSeq and is a predicted model, not a curated record. Gene Ontology annotation, biological process: protein import into mitochondrial matrix.
CACUGCCAUCGACCAUCGUCAUUCUCGCUGUCAAUACACCUUUUUAUCUCAAGGACAUCACCUAUCCUACAUCUUUAAUACAUCUUCAAAAUGGUUCCCAGACAGCGUGUCGUCUCUGGCCGUCAGCAGAAGAGCUUCUUCAGCACUGCCUAUGACGAAGUUACCCACCCCGAGAAUGCUACCAUUGUGAGAAGCGUUCUGGUCUUCGGCGCCGGCGUCGCUUUCCUCUACAGCAGCCUCAGCGAGCUCCUCCUUCCUCCUAUGUAAACGGAUUUUCGCACGUUCGUUCGCAAUGUGUACGUGAUAUGAAAUUGUCGGCUGUCUCGAAAGGUGCCGACAUCGAUCACGACACGCGAACAAUUCUUCCUACUUCUUCCUUUGAAUUCGAUUCUAAUGAAUACGUGUAUUAUACUGUGUGCUUCAUGGGCAUAUAUGGGCUUCAACGUUAUGUGGCUAGGCUUGUCAUACGGGUCCGUGAAGGAUCAACAUUAUGUGGCGUUAGAAUAGAUAUGAUCUCCGGAACAUUUCCCGGUCUCUCCUCCGCAUAAUUGCAUAAGCU